Dimorphilus gyrociliatus is the source of this 3464-nucleotide messenger RNA. The record is from the annotation of a GenBank genome assembly. Lineage: Eukaryota; Metazoa; Annelida; Polychaeta; Dinophilidae.
AUCUAGCAGUACACUUAUUGUACAGAUAAUGCACAUUAUUUUUUCUAAUCAUAUUUCAACGUGACAAAUUCUACAAGUUUUUAAAAACAAUGUCUGGAACUUUAAUGUUUUUGCUAUCUAUUGACUUUGGUCUACAAGCUGUAGGGUGCAUUUUUUCUAUCUUAUUGAAAACCGAAAAAUUAUUUGAUCUUUGCGGUGCCAUCACAAAUUUUCUUCUUGUAUACAUAUCUUUACAAGAAAAUGAAGAACCUUCGCUUAGGCAGAAUAUUCUUAGCUUUAUGGCAAUGUUGUGGGCCUUAAGAUUGGGCCUCUUCUUGUUCUUUCGAGUUUUGAAAAGCGAGGAUAGAAGGUUUAAGCAUGCCAAACAAAAUCCGAAAAGAAUGGCUGUUUUCUGGACUAUUCAGGGUAUAUGGUGUUUUGUAACUUUGUUGCCGACUAUCCUGCUAAAUCUGAAAGAGAACGAUGAACUUCGUCCAAUAACUGGUAGUGAUAUAGCUGGAUUUGUUAUGUUCAUAUUUGGCUUCGUCUUCGAGUCAUUAGCGGAUUAUCAAAAAACAGUAUUCCGAAACGAUCCAAGAAAUAAGAAUAAAUUUAUCAACGUAGGACUUUGGAGUGUAAUUCGUCAUCCGAACUAUCUUGGUGAAAUCGUCAUAUGGUGUGGAGCAUACGUUUGUGCUUCUACAUCCUUCAGAGGUUUAGAAGGUAUUUCAGUCUUAUCACCUAUUCUUGUCGCUAUCCUGCUAACUAAAGUAAGUGGAAUACCACUUUUGGAGAAGCAAGGUUGGAAGAAAUGGGGUACUAAUUCGGACUAUAUUGCAUAUAUGAAAAAUACUAAGCGACUCGUUCCUAGACUAUGGUAACAAAUCAAUGAAUUCUUUAAGCGAAAAAAAAACGUGUAUUCAAAAAAUUUCAUGGUUUUCUUUUUAAAUCUUAAAAUUUUCAAACAGCCAAAAUAUAACUUCAUCUUAGAAAACAUCUUUUAAUUUUAAAUAUUGAGCUGUGCUAUUCAUAUUUAAUAACAAUUGUUGCCUAAAUUUCAAAGCAGAUUCAUCUACUAUUGGAUUUUUGAUUAUUUCGGCACAUUUAGCUUUAUCAAAAUGACAUUUUUUGUAAUGAUGUAACGUACCAAAUUCAACUGGAACGUCCAGAGAUUCGUUAGGUACAUCGGCCGCUUUCGUUUUAUGCCAACAGAAAUGAUUAUGCAUUCCAUAGCAAGAUAGCGGAUCUAUAAUACUCUUAAUUGAAUAUCCUGGACCGCUAACUUUUGCUCUGUAUCUCCUAAACGUAGCAAUUUCUUUGCUGUCGUUAUUAGUAUCGCUUUUAUUUUUCAAGUUAUCAAAAUCAGAAAAAAAGUAAGCAUUCCUAAAAUGAUAUGAUUUGGUUUCUAUACUUCUUGGAUACUUUUUAUCUAUCGCUUCUAACAUAUCUUUAUAAUUUAACCCUUGAUUUGGAAUGAUUAUUUCGUCUAGAUCGACAAUAAUUAACUUUUUAUAAGAGUACAUAUUGCGAAGUAUGCAAUCGUUGACAGCAGGUGACGCCUUGAAAAGAAAGAAAAGAAUAAAGAAAUGUUUGCACUUUGAACUAUAUUUUCAACUUACUUGAGCGUAAUAAGCAUGAGAAGGAGCUGGAGUUUCAAAGAACCCUGUUUUGAAAUCAGUUAAAUCGAUUUUCCCCAUUUCAUGUAAUUGUUUAAAUAACUUGUGUGUAGUUGGUUCUAGAUUAUUAUUGUAUACGUAUAUUUGAGAUACACCUAAGAGGCGAUGCAUCUCUACAAAUUCAAGCACUCUUGAAGGGUUAAAUUUCGAAAACGCACAUAUCACACAAACGGCAAAGUCCUGUUGUCACCAUGAAAUAGUUAAGAAAGUGUCUGAGGAAACUCAACAGGAAUUGACCAUUGUGUUCUUUGAUUUGAUUUAUUAGCAAGAAAUAUUUUGAGAGGUAGGCGAUUACUUUGCAGAGGGCACUCAAACACAUACUCUCUGAACCAGUAUCCUCUAUAGGAAACACCUACACCUAUAUCAGCUGGUCGACUUUGAACAAUAUCUGGAAGACCUUUUUCAUAUACUAUAUGACAAUAAGGAGCAGAUUUCUCAACUAGUUUCUUCUCUGCUAUUGCAACAAUUCGGAUGCAUUUAGAACCUUGCAACGUAGAGCGAUCAUCGUAAAAGGCGGAAAAGGCAUACAUAUUCAAAAAGUCGGACUUUUGCCAAUGAACCGGCACUAAAAAUUGCAAAUGAUAAUAUUGAAAACAGCUAUAAAAAUGUUAAGUAUCUUUACCUCUAGGAAUCAACGAUUGACUUCUAAGCCGGGGUCCAUUAUCUUUAUUCGAACGAAAGAUUUUGGUAUUGUAUAAAUAGACCAACAGCAACAAAAUGGAAAUUGUAGAAAGACUUAUUAUAAGUUUCUUCAUGCUCAAAUUAAAGUUUUAUUAUAGCUUUUCCUUUGAAACUGAUAUCUGUGAAUAAUGAUAAAUUGCAACUAUACUUUCCAUAAAAAUAGAUAAAUUCACAGAGAAAAAUUGACCUAAAUUGAUUAGUUCAAUUGAUUAAAUCAAUUGUAAAAGAAUGAGAUUUUCAAGUUAAUCAUACAAGUUUUUCAUAGUUUAGAGAGUAAUAUUCUAACGAAAUUCUUCUCAACAAUUUCAGAGUAACCGGCACCUCGCUCUAAAAAGUUGGCUUUCUCGUUUUAUUUUUGUUGUUGCUUAUAAUAUAAUUGCUAUUUAUAAUUAUUUCAAUUACGAUAAUUAAAUAUUGAAAUAUUGGAAAGUUACGAAUUAGGUGAGAAAGGGCAGGUAUAAAAAGUAUUGAUAUAUAUUGAUAUUGGUAACUUUAAUCGAUAUAUUGUUAAAAUUCAAACAUAAGAAUGCCAAUAUGAAGAAUUUUUGUUUGUUUAAAAGAUACAGAUACCUUAAUUGAGAGGUGUGAAAGAAUGUAAUGUUUCGUUCCUAGACAAGGAACAUUUUCUAAACAGUUUCUAUACAAAAUAAUAGUAAGGUUAUUGAUUACCUUUAGAGCCAAGAAUACAUUAAUAUUGUGUCCUAUUAUUUGAUGAACCCGAGAAAUAUUAAUGAUAUAGAUCCUCCUUGCCGAGAUUGCUGUAAUGACUUGUAUACUUCGGAAAACUACGAAAACAUUUUGCAAACCGGAAAUGAGAGUUUUUCGAAUCUCAUUUUAUAAAAUUUUUCACUCUUCGCCUAUUUUCUCCUUGUAUCUUUCAAAAAUAUUAACAGUUUGCUAAUAUUUAUUUAAAAUAAGGUAAUUUUUAUCAUUUCAGCUAAUAAAACGCUUGUUAUUAAUUAUUCCAGGCUGUUAAAACUAGAUUAUUUACGAAAUUUAGUUAUUCUGUCUGCCUUAUCGAUUUCAAUUAUUUUCUUAUUUUUAUUUUUUAUCAUCAUUAGAUACAAUGCUUUUAAUUUUAAUGAAAAAAUUAUAAAUACAUUGCAUAUAAACAAAUUGGAACUGUUU